Molecule: messenger RNA, 1344 nt
Organism: Brenthis ino (lesser marbled fritillary)
Lineage: Eukaryota; Metazoa; Arthropoda; Insecta; Lepidoptera; Nymphalidae
Source: the annotation of a GenBank genome assembly
AUGGUUAAAAUUGUUAUUGCCGGAAUCCCAAAAAAUCUAAAAUUAUUGAAAAUAUUAUCAUUUUUAAAUACUCUCGUGGAAGAUCUAAUGAUAAAUGCAAGUUUGACAAAAACACAUUAUAAUAACGACAAUACAAAACAGAUCACUCUAGUUGUUAGGGCUGCUGAUGCACCUAGGCUGAGAAAGGCAGUUGAUGGCCAUUUGUACAGAUAUGGAGGACGAGAUUUUCCAUUAGAAUGUUGGCAAGAAAGUGUUGAAGAGCAAAAAAUGGCAAAAUCAUCUAAAUUGAGUAAUGCAAUGAUUAAAGAUGCAGAAUAUCUUAAUAAUCCAACAGCUGCAUUAAAUGAUGAACUUCAAGCUAUAGAUCACAAGAUUGAGUUGGUCAGGAAACAAAGAUUUUUGAUUGAAGAGGAGAGCAAAUUGUUGCUAGAAAAAAAGAAAUUAGAAAUAUUAAAGAACAUCGGAGUGAAUGAUGUUGAAAAACUAAAAAAGUUUGAAGAAAUAAAAGAUCGUAACAAUCCGGCCGAGAUCGCCGAUCUUGCAAUAGAGGUUGAAAUGCCUAACGUGCAAUCGAAAAAAGCUACCAAUAAACUGCCAAACUUUUACGGCCCUUGCAAGGCACUUUUUGCUGAAAUGAAGGACGUCAUACAAAAGUAUGUAAACCCUGACAACAAAGCUAUAUUGUUGCCGCUGAUUCGGUCAACGAUCAAAAAGCGUUUGGUUGUCGUUCUUAAAGGCAAAAAGUUUUUGGUGGUACAGGAUAUUUUGCAAGUGUAUAGAGCAACAUAUCCGACCACAACUGAUGAACAGAUGCUACAAUCUCUAGUUGCUACGAUCAGCCAAAGUUGCUGGCCCAAAAGUGGUAAAAAUGAUGAAGGUCAACAACGUGAGACUGAAACCAUAGCAACAGAUGCUCAAGAAAAACAAGGAGAUAAAGAAACAGAAAAUUCAAAUUUGAGCAUAAUUGAUUUGACACGUGACGAACUGAUGAACACAAGUCAAGAGAGUGGAGUGAAUGAAAGUAAAAUAAUUGAUCCCGUAGAAGUGGAUGACAUCGACCUGGACAACGACUUAGACGACUGGGAGGAAGAUAAUAUGGUUGCUGAGACAAUGAAUGAAGAAAGUACUAAAAAAACUGUGGAAGAAAGCGCAGAAGUUCAGGUGGAAGAAAAAAUAUCUGAAAAAGAAUCUGGAACAGAAGAAAUGGAAAUUAAAAAAAUAGAAAACGAAGAUGUCGUUAUGGAAGAGAAGAAUAAUGAAGAGGAUGACGUAAAAAUGGUAGAGAAAGAAGUGGAAAAAGAUGCUAAAAUAAAUGAUAGUAAGGUAGUUGAAAUAAAUGAUCAG